UGUUUGAGACAGAGCACGUAACUCUCAGCCCACUCGGUGAGGCAGGGUUCAGACUGAGCGGGUGACAACUCAAGGGCACCCUCGUGUUGGGCUUCACCUGAGCCAACCACAUUUUCACUGGCCACUCUCUGUGUUCUGGCCCCCCUCAUCCAAAAAGAGAAAGAAGAGCCUUGAAGAUCCGCUACAGCUUCAUCAGGUAGAAGAAAUGUCAACGAUUAGGAGUUUUGAAGGAUUCCAGCCUGUGUCUCUGAAGCAAGAGGGAGAUUACCAACCCUCUGAGACUGACCAGCUGUCCACGGAGGAGGGGGACCCAGGCACGGACCCAGAGCCAAGGCAGAUUUCAAGGCAGCCAAGUGUGACCGAAUCAACACUGUACCCCAAUCCUUAUCACCGACCUUUUGUCUCACGGAAGUACUUUGCUACACGGCCGGGGGCCAUUGAGACUGCCAUAGAAGACUUGAAAGGCCACAUAGCCAAGACUUCUGGAGAGACAAUUCAAGGCUUCUGGCUCUUGACAGAGAUAGACCACUGGAACAAUGAGAAGGAGAGGAUUUUGCUGGUCACAGACAAGUCUCUCUUAAUUUGUAAAUAUGACUUUAUCAUGCUCAGCUGUGUGCAGUUGCAAUGGAUUCCCCUGAGCUCUGUCUACCGAAUCUGCCUGGGCAAGUUUGUCUUUCCUGGGAUGUCACUGGACAAGAGACAAGGAGAAGGCCUUAGGAUCUACUGGGGGAGUCUGGAAGAGCAGUCCCUCUUUUCCCGCUGGAACCCGUGGUCCACUGAGGUGCCUUAUGCGACCUUCACUGAGCAUCCCAUGAAAUACACCAGUGAGAAAUUCCUCGAAAUUUGUAAGUUGUCUGGGUUCACGUCUAAGCUUGUUCCAGCUAUCCAGAAUGCCCACAAGAAUUCCACUGGAUCUGGAAGAGGAAAGGGACUGAUGGUGUUAACUGAACCCAUUUUGAUUGAAACCUACAUGGGGCUGAUGUCAUUCAUUGGAAACCGCAACAAACUUGGCUAUUCCCUUGCCCGUGGGAGUAUUGGUUUUUGAGACUCUUUUUGGUGUAUAAGUAUGUCAUCCAUCAAUAUAUCUUUAUUGAAGAUUCCAUUUCAGACCACCAUAUUUUUGGACUGAAACAAUUAAUUACUUUUAAAUACUGCUACAUGAUGUUGAAUACUUAGUGUCUUAGGAAAUCUAAAAGCUUGAUUAAACUGAUAGAUGCACACCUCAGACCUCAUAUAUGAAUAAUUAAAUUUCCUAAAACCAGAAAAUACAUUCUCUUAAGCUCCUCAAAUAAUGUUGUCAAUGAAUACCUGAUCAUAAACUGAGGGGAGACUCUCUGGGUUCUUAUUCUUCUGUCUUUUAAAUGUAGGCAUUUUCUGGAUCUUGAUCUUGAGCCCUUUGAUUCUGAUUUUUUCUUUUAUUGGGGUCUGACUGUAUUAUUUUAGCUACUCUUUUUAUGAGAAUGACUUCCAAAUCCAUAUUUCUAUCCCUGAUAUUUCUUCAAGAUUCAGUUUUGUAUCUCUUUCUGCUGUUCAUAUAUAUCCGUGUUCCAAUGGCCACUCACACUCAGCAUCUUCAAAAUCCUGGAGUUCUCUGUGGCAUUUUUAUGGUUCCAGUCAUCGUCCCUGAAAUCCAUCAGUUUUGAUAUAUCUAAAUUCCUUGCCAAAUAAUUUUAUAUGGUAUCUUUCUUAGUCUGUUUAGGCUGUUAUUACAAAAUACCACAGACUGGGUGGCUUAUAAACAACAGAAAUGUAUUUCUCACAGUUCUGGAGGCUGGAAUUCAGAGUUCAGAGUGCCAGCAUAGUCAGGUGAGGGCCCUCUUCCCGGGUUACAGACUUCUUGUCAUAUCCUCACAUGGUAAAGGGUCAAGAGGGUUCUCUUGUGUUUCUUUUAUAAGGGCAUUAAUCUUAUAUUCAUGAGGGCUCUGCUUUCAUGACCGAAUCACCUCCCA
Molecule: messenger RNA, 1949 nt
Organism: Neomonachus schauinslandi (Hawaiian monk seal)
Lineage: Eukaryota; Metazoa; Chordata; Mammalia; Carnivora; Phocidae
Gene: TPRG1
Product: tumor protein p63 regulated 1
Exons: 6
Coding region: 206-1045 (279 amino acids)
Cellular component (GO): cytoplasm
Source: RefSeq, a predicted model, not a curated record